Messenger RNA from Daphnia magna, 3395 nucleotides. RefSeq lists its product as uncharacterized. The transcript is spliced from 8 exons. NCBI's taxonomy places the organism in Eukaryota, Metazoa, Arthropoda, Branchiopoda, Diplostraca, Daphniidae. The record is from RefSeq and is a predicted model, not a curated record. The coding region runs from base 834 to 2441 and encodes 535 amino acids.
CUCUCUCUCAGGUUGUAUUCUCCCCCCCUUCCCCCAAUCCGCCCUGAAGCAUAGUUAGACAGGUAGGGCAGGGCUUCGCUGGUAAGUCGCCUCUCUCUCUCGGCUCUCCAAGCCAGGGCUCAGCCGACAUUCCACCAUUUGUAAGAAGCCAGGUGUGUGUGUCGAACCUGCCGAGUUGUUUUCUGUUACGUUGUGCUGCUGCUGCUGUUGCUGCAAAGUGCCUUGAAUGUAAAAUCUAUUGUGUUUUUUCGUGCUGCUCAAUAUUGUACUUGUGUAAACACCUUGAUUCGUCAAUCAUCGGAUAUCUAUUUCGUCAAAGUGCAACAGUGUUUUGUUUUUACGAAGAUCCACGACUGAGCUUCCCAAAUUGUGUCUUCAUUCUCUGUGCUGGCCAGUUGAUCUGGUCGCCUUCGUUAACGCCUCGUUUAAUUCGCAAUUAUAGCGAGUCGACCGCCAUUGCAUUAUCGACACUGAAGGGGACACAGCACCGUGUCAUGCGGCUUCGAUAAUGCCGAACGUCCGUUGUUGUUCCGCCGACUGCGCGGAUGUGGUUGUACGAAUCCCGCCCAACCGGGUCGCGGUUUGAAUGCCUGGUUACUGCAAUAAUCUAACGCCCGCCCGUUCGUAGCUGCUGCUGUUGCUACUGCCUGUUUUUUUGUGUGUGUGUGUUUGUGUUUGUGUUUUUUUCGGGGACUCCAGUCCCAUCAGUUCAUCAGCGUCGUCCGUUCAGCCGAGAACUAGAGCAAACACUGUGUGCCACUGACGGCUGUUUUUGUGUGUGCAUUGACGGGGGGGACGGGCCCACGGCUGGACGGUGUCUGUGAACCAUUUCGAUGGAAAAAUUGAGUGCCAAGAUGAAGAAAACAUCUUUGAUGCCUCGUUGGUGGAAGAAGCGCUUUACAGCCGUCAUUACGGAAUCGGAUCCAUCGUUUAAAGUCGUCUACUUGGGCAACGUUCUUACCGGAUGGGCUAAAGGUGAAGGAUGCCUGGACAAACCGUUGGCAACAUUAUGGAAGAAUUAUUGCCAAAGUAGCCGGCCCGAUGUGUCCAUGAGACUCUCGGUUUGUAGCUCCGGUCUUCAGGCAACAACGUCUGAACACGGGCUGACGGAAUAUUGGUCGCACCGCGUGACGUGGUGCUCGGCCCCGCCGUCCUACCCGCGCAUUUUCGCCUGGGUCUAUCGGCACGAAGGCCGUCGUCUUAAACAAGAGUUGCGAUGUCACGCUGUGCUGUGCACGACGGGUCGACAAGCUCGACAGCUGACGGCCCGGCUGGAACAACGACUCCGCGAGGCUCUGCACGAUUUCCGUCGGGAGAAAUUGUGCCGACAAUCAGCCCGUCUCUCUGUGGCUGCCUGUCUCUACGAGGACUAUGCUAGCGCCAUACCCAAACGAAAACUGCUACUAGCGCCCGGAAUCAACAACUACAAGCCUCCGGUGGAACGGUGUAAAUCAGCACCGAAAUUAGGUUCCAUCGAAGAAUCGCCGGAACUGGAAGAAGUCGAAGAAAAGGAUUGGCUUCGUGUGCUGGCUCUGCGCGGGGCCGCGCAGACGCUCCAGCGCAACAACACAGUCAUCAAACCCGUUUCACCUGUCCGCAGUUCGCUCGAAACAGUCAGAGAGGAAGAUCGGUGCAUAUCCACUCCGGCGCUACCUUGCAAAAUAAUUGCAGAAUGCGAUCCGUCUUCCGAUGCCGUCUCGCCCGACGGCCUCUUGGAUUUGGCCGAAGUGAAGGUGACCCUGAUGCCCGAUGGAGGCACGUCGUGUGUCGACGGAAGUCCGGCUGCUGUCCAGUCUGAAUGCCCCACUGUGAAGCCGAUGCGUCUCCCACUUUUGAGGCGAAUGAGCGCCGAGGCUCGCAAAAAGUUCGGCUCUGCGGAUUGCGUUAUCGAUAACAGCGGAAGGCCGUCAUCACCUCCGCCCAUCUUACCACGACGAGCCCGUCGUUCGCUACCCUGCAGGGCCGCCAGUGUCAACGAUUACGCGGCUGAGCUCCAGUUGCAACAGAAUCGCGCUCUCAUCCGCCGGCAAAGUCAACCAGAAUACGUCGGCGUUGCCAGACGACCUACUUCCGAGUACAUUGAAUCGCGGGACGAAUACUUGUACGACGAGGAGGAAAUCGACUUUCGAUUGCGUCUCGAUUCGGCGGUCGAGGAGCUGUUGGAGAGCGACUCCUUUAGCGGUUCGUCGCCUUGUUCGUCGGCCGACCACAGCCCCAAUUUGGCUGACAAGGGCCGUCUUAACCUGGUGCCCAGUCCUUGCGACCAAGUGCAGGCCUUUCAUAUGCUGGCCAGCGAAGAUCACGACAAUGUCUCGGACGAGAGCGGCUAUUCAGACGAUAAGGAUGUCAUUUCUUCUUCGUCUUCCGUCUCGGAUGCGGGCACUGUUAAGACGGCCAAAGGGGCGUACACGAUGGCCGAGGAAUUCACGCUCAAUCUUUAAAAAAAAUUAAGCCCCGAAUUUUGUAACCGUUUUUUUUUUUUUUUCUCCCCUUAGCCGUCCAGGACUCGAGUGAUUCAGACUUCCAAAUUUGCGGCUUUUUAUUUGCGGCCGUUGCAACAUCUUUCGUUAACUUUUCUUAUUUGGAGGAGGGGGGGUCCUUUUUCGCAUGGUAACUCGUCAUUUAUAGCCAACACACACCAGUCCCGAUACGCAACUCACCUGUUUAUCAAAUUUCAUUUCUUUUUGCGUCACGUAGUUCAGCUCGUUUCCACAAGGGCUAAUGACGACUUCCCUUUUUGUUUUUCUUCGCAAAAAGGACAACAAUUAAUCAUUAAAAGAAAAAAUAAUAAUAACAAAAAUAAUAAAAAAAAAUAUGUAAAAUUUUUUGCUAUAGGACAAUCGGUCACAUGUGAUUAUUUUGAUAGAACAAGUUGGAGAGCAAAAAUAUGAAUAAAAAAAAUAAAUCUUUUCAUCCUGUUGUGUGGAUUUAGCAGUUGUCGAUUCUCGAGUGCCCGCCCACAUUAUUUCGUUGUUGUACAUUCCACUUGUCUAUAGGUGUCCCUUCCUCUUUUUAUUUUGCAACCACUAGUGCUGUACGAUAAUUAAUACUCGUUGUCCAGGCAAUCCCCGUUUUCCACACCGCAGGUUUCUCUCUUCUUUUAAUUUUUAUUAUUAUUUUAUUUCACCCCCCUUUUUUUUUUUUUUUUUUAUUGAUUGGUAAAAUGAUCUGCAGUGCCCCGUCUUUCUCUCGUUUCCCGACAAGCCUUAAUUUGUUAUUUCGGCAAACGUUUACAUGUCUGUUUUUUUUUAAAUCUUCUGUGUGUGUCCGAUACAUAUUAUAAUUUAACGUUCCCAACAAACAAACAAACAAAAAAAAGAGUGACGCAUUUUUUUUCUUUUUUUUCAUUCAUUGGGAAGAAUACAUGGUGCGUGUAAGGCACAUUUCAAAAUUGA